Ctenopharyngodon idella (grass carp) is the source of this 1556-nucleotide messenger RNA. It is a transcript of the gene emb, whose product is annotated as embigin. Gene Ontology annotation, cellular component: axon; plasma membrane. Gene Ontology annotation, molecular function: cell-cell adhesion mediator activity. Lineage: Eukaryota; Metazoa; Chordata; Actinopteri; Cypriniformes; Xenocyprididae. The transcript has 8 exons. The record is from RefSeq and is a predicted model, not a curated record. The coding region runs from base 138 to 1085 and encodes 315 amino acids. Gene Ontology annotation, biological process: axon guidance; dendrite self-avoidance; homophilic cell-cell adhesion.
CAUGACUAAUUUAAAGCAGGACGCUGCAAGCAUACACCAGGCUUGCCAAGUCACCAUGGCUGCAGUAAGGAUGGGCAAAGGGAGGGGGGGUUUGGUGUCUCUAGGGACCUGCUUCUAAAACAGACGCAACAGAAAAGAUGCCUCGCACACAGCAGAGCUGGAGGGAAAGAGCGCUGUUCUCCAUGGCUAAUGUCAUGCAUCUCAUCGUACUACUUCUCUACUGUGAUGGGAUGAACACAGAAACAACCCAUUCCCCAGAGUCUGAUCCUGUAAUUACAACCAAAAAAGCUGAAUCCAGAGGUCAAAGUCAAGUCAUUAUUGAAGAGCUUGCAAUCCUGACACCCCAAUAUAUAGAGCUUUUAUGUAACUUAACUGAUAUACCAAAUAACCCCCCGUACAUUACUGGCUAUUGGACUAAAGAUGGACAAGAAAUUGAAAACUCUGAAGAAACUGUAAAUAGAAAAAAUGAACAGUAUAUUCUUAAAAGGACUUUCAGUAUACAGGCCAGUGACCUGGGAAAUUAUUCAUGCGUCUUCAGAGAAAAUGAGGCACAAGUAAUAUUUGUUUUAGAUGUUCCGGUAAUGAAAGACAAAAGAAACAAGCCAGUAGUGAGCUACAUUGGAGAUUCAGUUGUACUCGAGUGUAAACUCAAAUACACGCCAAACACAUGGAACUGGUACAAGGCAAACAACACUGAAAAGGUGCUCAUCAAUGUCACUGCAAACCCUCUUAACUAUAAGAUCCUUAUUAAUGGAAAUAAAACAAAACUGACUGUACUGAAUCUGACUGAGGAAGAUUCUGGAAAGUACAUCUGCAGUGCUGAGUUUGAUAUCAAACCCAGUGAGUCUUAUGUAGAGCUGAAGGUCAUGUCGUACAUUGAGCCUCUCAAACCCUUCAUGGCCAUAGUGGUUGAAGUCAUUAUCCUGGUCACACUGAUUUUGCUUUGGGAAAAAUGCAACAAGCCAGAACAUAAUUCUUCUGCAGGAGGGAAUGAUGUCUACUCUGAACAAACCAGCAAACUCACUCAUGAUGACAACAAUGGAGUGGAGAACAUCACGGCAAGACAAAGAAAACUGGAGCACUGAGAUUUUCAUUUAAACAGAUGAAAGAGCAGCGUGUGAUUAUUUAGAAAACAUUUUAUUCUACUUUUGAAUCUUGUGGCUUGAAUAACAUAAUAAGCAAUAAGGUUUUUUGUCUGUUACAGCAAUACCAUAUAUAUUUACAUUACUAAUAUUACAUAAUUAUAAAGUAUGAAGCAUGUUUUCAUACUUCAAUAUAGUGUUAUUGUAAACGGUUCAGGGUUCAUAUGACCUUUUUUGGACAUUAAUUUGAUAAAGGUCAACUAAUAAUGAAACUGGUUCCUGAAGGCUUUACUAAAGGGUUAGAUCGCUUUAUGUGAUGAACGUUUUAGGCUUUUAUUCAAAAAUAAACAUCAACACAUGCAUAGAGGUCAAUGUAAGGCAGCUCAACUGCUUGAUUGAGAGGUUUGUUCAUCAUGUAAAGUGAUUGUAUCACUUAAGAAGUUUUGAAUUAAACCACUCAAUUCUUAUGGAUUA